UUGUUGAGUAUUGUUUCUGCCUUGUUUCCGUGUAUUUCCAUUUGUUCCUUGUUCUGCCUAGCCUGUGUUUUUGAGCCUGGACUGAUUCCUUGUAUGGACUGAUUCAUUUGACCCUGGACUGAUUUGUUUGCUGCCUGUCUUGACCUCUGCCUGUGUUUUGGAUUACUCUUUUACCUUGCCCUCUUGAAUCUGUUUGCUGGUGUUUGACCAUCUGCCUGUGCGACUACGCUCUUCCUGUUUUAUUAAAGCCUGCAUUUGGAUCUCCAACUCCGUUGUCCCGUUCUCUACAUUACAGAAGCAAAGCAUUUUAUUUUAGCAAGACUGGAAAGACCAGCAAGACCAGCCACGAAUUCCAAACAUUAGUUCAAGGCUCAAUCUGUGAUUUAUAGUUAAGGCUAUAACCCUCAACAAUGAGAUCAUACACAAACUACAUGAGCUAAAGUGCGGGGAUUGAUUUAUUGACAGAAUGCUGACUCUUGUGUUUAUUUUGUCUUAUUUGACAGCUGUUAAAGCAGGUUCUCACUCAUUGAUGGUUUUCGCCACAUAUAUAGCUGGACAGACACAGUUUCCUGAAUUCACUGUUGUGCUGAUGUUAGAUGAUGUGCAAGUGAUGUAUUAUGACUCAAUAUCAUUGAAAAAUGUUCACCGAAGUCAAAGUAAUUCAAAUGAGGACAAUGCUGGUAAAAUAUUCAGUGAUAUUUAUGACAUCAUGAAAGAUCGAACAUUUUAUCUUAAGGACCACCAAAAUUGCACAGAUGGUUUACAUGUUUAUCAGAAACGUGUGGGAUGUGAAUUGCUUGACAAUGAUCAGCCAGGUUUAUUUCUUUCAUGGGAUGCUUUCAAUGGACAAAGUACUGAAGACUUCACCUUUGAUGUGGUAAACAGAACUAUGCAAAUUAAUUUACCAUGGAUGAGAAUAAAAGGCAUGGGUCAGAUGGAAUGGCUUCAUGUGAAGUUUCUGUAUGAACAUGUUUAUCAUCCUGUUUGCAUGAAAACUUUGAGGACAUUCCUGGAAAAAGAAAAGAACACUGUGAUGCGAAAAGUGAAACCAAGAGUCAGAAUCCUUAAGAAGAAACUCCCAGACUCUCAAGGGCUUCAGAUCAGUUGUCUGGCCACUGGUUUUUACCCCCGUCACAUUAACCUGACUCUGUUCAGAGAUGAUCAGCCUGUGGAUGAUGAUCAGAUCACAGGAGGAGAGAUUCUGCCCAACGGAGACGGAACUUACCAGAUGAGGAAGAGUUUGGUGAUCAAUGCAGAAGAACAACGUAAAAGACACAAAUACAACUGCACAGCAAACUACCUCAACCUGGACAACAAACUGGACAUUAUGUUUGAUGAUAAUCUGGAAAAAUCGGACUUUGGUUCCUCUGCUCUGUCUGUAGUUAUCAGUGUCCUGUUGGCCAUUGUGUGUGUGGCCAUUCUCAUAAUAACUGCACUCAUCAUAUGGUGGAAGAGAUGUUCUGCUGGAUCAGGUUCCAGUACUUCACAUCAAAAUGAAUACUCACCCGCUUCAUCUUCAGAGCAAGAAACAACAUGAAACAUAAGCCCAUUUAUGGCCGCAAAUUACAGUAUCACUGUAGAAUUAAGUAUUUCCUGCUAUUAACCAUUUAGGACUUACUUGAAAUUGUGGGUUAUGCUUUGACGGCAACCAUCCCAAUGUUUUAGUAAAAUCCCAGACAAUGUAAUAUUAUACAAUACGGAAAGGCUUUUUGAUAUAUCAAUAACUGCAUUGUACAUGUCUAGUGAAUUUCGUUCAUAUUUUUUUUUUUUCUUCAUUAAAAGCUUAUACUUGUUACAUAUAUUUUGUUGGUUUCAAUAACACUUUAAGGUGAAAAAAGAUAUGACAUUAUUUUUCUUGUAUUCAUUUUGUACAUCUCAAAAACCUGUCAUUAUAACAGGGUGUGUAAAUGUUUUAGCCACCAUAUUUGUAGACAUAAAUUAAGCAUAACUAACUAAUGCCAAUAUAGAGAUGAAAUUUUCCUUAAAAUCAUAUUGAUUUAAUAUGUUUUCAAGGGAUGACCAGUGGACCGUUAUUAACAUUUUCCUCUGCCUUUACCUCCAACUAUUUCUACUGUAUUGAUUAUUCCUUCAAUAAGAAAUGAUGAUAUUAUUACCCUUUUGGUCUGCCUUUUCAUUCUUGCUAAUGACAUAUUGUGUCUUACUCUAGGCUCUAAAUGAUCUGGAAGGCAAUCACAGCACAUUUUAAUAAUUACAUUUAAUUUGAGGUAUUCUCUUUUUUGUGGUUUCCUUGUUUUUAUUCUCUUGCUAUGACCAACAACUGUCAAUAUAUUUUUUAUAAUAUUAAAAUCAUAAUAUUUCCUGUUAAAAUUUGGCAAUCAUUAUGUGUCUUAAUGGGAAACCUAUUUCACUAUCACCAUUUGCAUCCUGCUUUUCACUGCAAAAGGGCUUUGAAACUUUAAUCAGCAUUUCUUUAACUUUCAUCUCUCCUAUAUUUACCUGACCAAUUAUGAAAUUUUGUAUUGGAGCACUUCUCAUGUUACAGCCUCCACUACAUGAAUUGCUUAUGUUCUAUUUUUCCUUUUUUGUAAGUUGCUUAAAAAAAAGCAUCUGAUAAAUGAAUAAAUGUAAAUGCAUGGAUAACCUGUAGCUUUAAA
Messenger RNA from Megalobrama amblycephala (Wuchang bream), 2615 nucleotides. Its product is annotated as zinc-alpha-2-glycoprotein-like. Gene Ontology annotation, cellular component: external side of plasma membrane. The record is from RefSeq and is a predicted model, not a curated record. Gene Ontology annotation, biological process: immune response. The transcript has 7 exons. Lineage: Eukaryota; Metazoa; Chordata; Actinopteri; Cypriniformes; Xenocyprididae. Bases 467 to 1537 code for a protein of 356 amino acids.